Molecule: messenger RNA, 1938 nt
Organism: Colletotrichum orchidophilum
Lineage: Eukaryota; Fungi; Ascomycota; Sordariomycetes; Glomerellales; Glomerellaceae
Product: fungal specific transcription factor domain-containing protein
Exons: 8
Coding region: 1-1938 (645 amino acids)
Biological process (GO): positive regulation of transcription from RNA polymerase II promoter by galactose
Cellular component (GO): nucleus
Molecular function (GO): DNA-binding transcription factor activity, RNA polymerase II-specific; RNA polymerase II cis-regulatory region sequence-specific DNA binding
Source: RefSeq, a predicted model, not a curated record
AUGGCAAUUAACGGUACCACGAAUGACACGAGGAAGUCCAUCAGUCUCAGAGCACCCAACCCGCCUAUCGAGAACAGUGUUUUCAAAAAAUUUCGGCUAGACAGACGAACAGUCAUCAUCACCGGUGGAGCACGCAAUAUAGGAUCGAAGGUCGCCAGUGGCAUCGCCGAAGCCGUUGCCAACUUCACCGGCAGAUCACCGUCUAGUACAACAGCUUCCAAAGCCGCCGUUUUCAUUGUCGCAGCCAUUGCAAAAGACUUCGGGGUCAAGGUCAAGGCGUACCAAUUCAAUGUCACCGGCUACCCUGCCUUCGAAGCUGCGGUCGCGGAAGCGGUCAAGGACUUUGGCCGUUUGGACGUCAUGAUUGCCAACGCCGGGGUCCCAUUCAAGGCUGGCGGCCUGGACGACGAAGUCAAGGACUGGAAGCGCGUGCGUGAAGUCGACUUUGACGGCGAAUGUAACUACGUGAGGACCGUGGUAUUGGUGUUCCGCCAGCAGAGGAGUGGCGUGGGCAUCAUCAUCGCGUCCAUGAGCCAGCGGCCAUGCUGCAAACGUCCCACAGGAGCAGAGCCGCUACAAUGCUUGCAAUGCAGGAACAACAAGCCCGAGGAACUUGGAAACACUGGCGCCGAGAAUCCCGGCAUGCUCCCGCAAUGCGGAAUUGCACACCAAGAGCCACCAGAGCAGUCCCAGUCAUCAUUGCUCCCGCAAAAUCAUGUACUGUCGUCGACACCGUUCUCCAGCAAGAGUCUAAGUCCCGCACAAGCUCAAAGAGCCACCACCCUCGACAAACCCACAAACGAUGCAGCGCAUAGGGACUUCAACCUCCUUGGGGCUCAUCCCACGGACGACUUUGAGUGGGACCAGCAGGAAACAUUUACAAACUACUCGGCAUCAAAGGCCGUUCUAGAAGCCGACUGGAACAGCGAAGUCAUCGCGGACCCCAUCACAGGCGGCAUGGCCUCGCUGGCCGUCCGCGAAAGGGAGUCAGGCUACCUCGAAGUCGCCUCCGGCGCAUCAGCAGCAAUAAUUCUCACAACCGCCGUGCAGCCGGAUCCCAACAGACACAUCACAGACGCCAUGAUGGACGCCUACUCCCGCCUCUACCACCUCAGCUACCCCAUCGUCCACGAAGCCACCUUCAGAUCUCAGUACGCCGGCGUCAUCCCUCGGCCCAACGGCGACUGCUGGCUCGUCCCGGCAUACACGGCCCGCUCUAUCCUGUCCUUCAACUUCCUCGAUUUGGGCAACCUGAGCCUCGUUCAGGCGCUCACCCUCAUCUGCAACUACCAGAAGAAGCGGGACAAGCCGAAUUCCGGGUACAACUACCUCGGCCUAGGCUCACUAACCGCCAUCUCAAAAUCAUAUCCAGCGGAGACAGACGGCAUCACCCCGUACACACCGGUUGGGACGCAAGCAAGCUUCCACCUCGCCACGACGCCAAUCUACACCAGAGUAUUCUCCAAGCCCCUCCCCUUCCCGGCUGAAAUGAUACACCUCGAACAAGAUCGCCUCGAACCGUGGCUUGCAAGCGUUCCGCCCUACUUCUCAGAAACGAGCCGAGUGCCGCUAAAGUACGCCCUCGCCCACGCCGUCAUGAACUGGCGGUACAGAACCCUCCGCAUCAUCAAGUACGGCCCUUUUGCCAUCUGCCGAGCCUUGCAAGCCCGUGACAGACGACCCGACGACUCGUCUGACGACAUCUGGCCCUUUGAAAUGUGUCUGGAGGAAGCCAAGGUGGCCAUCAUAAGCAUUAGCGAAUUCUGGCAACGAAACGAGCACAACCGCUUAGGUGCCAGGUAUGCCUUCAAUGACGUCGCCACGAGUGCGGCAGUCGCGGCAGCGCCGGCGAUCCGGGCAGAUUACACCACAUCCCUGGGCAACGAGACCAAGGCAGCACCAUCUUCGGCUCCCGAACCCAUAGACGAGAGCCCCUAG